Emericellopsis cladophorae is the source of this 609-nucleotide messenger RNA. RefSeq lists its product as uncharacterized. The record is from RefSeq and is a predicted model, not a curated record. Lineage: Eukaryota; Fungi; Ascomycota; Sordariomycetes; Hypocreales; Bionectriaceae. The transcript has 3 exons. The coding region runs from base 1 to 609 and encodes 202 amino acids.
AUGAAGGUCCUGAUCGCCGGCGCAACGGGCGGCAUUGGCAGCCAAGCCCUCCGACAGAGCCUCGCCCAUCCGCACAUCACCAAAGUCGUCGCCUUGACCCGUAGAAACCUCUCGCUUGAGCACCCCAAGCUGGAGAACAUCCUGAUCAAGGACUUUGGGAAGUGGCCCGACCAUGUGCUGAACCAGCAUGCGGAUGCCGCUGGGAUGAUUUGGUGUAUUGGCUCAUACAGCGGUGACGAGAAACUCGACUUUGAGUACCCAGUCGCUUUCAUGGAGGCCAUGGUGAAGGUCUUGGAUGCCAAGAAUAGGGACGCUCCCUUCCGAUACGUUCAUCUCAGCGGCAAAUUCGGAAAAUCCGACACUGCAGCCCUCGCAAUGGCCGAGAAGCACGCCGAUGUGUGGCACACGUGCGUUGUCAAGCCAGGAGGCGUGGCGCACCACCCAUGGCAAGACCUGGGUGUCUGGUUGAUGGGAGACAAUUGGGCCGUGAGAGGGCAGGAGCUGGGUACUUUCAUGGCGUAUCUAGUUGUCGAUGGACAAAGGGAGAGCUCCAUCAUCCUCAACGACCGUAUCGCUCAGAAGGGGAGGGCGUUGCUGCGAGAAGCGUGA